AUGGGCCGUGCGAAAGGCUCGGGCAACGCCGACGAGGACGAAGAGUCUCGCCCGGCUCACCCAUUGAGCGAUCAAGUGGCGCUCCGAGAUACACAAGCCGGAGCCGCAACGAUCCUCCCCAGGCCAAUGGCCACUGUGAUCUCCGGCGCAACAGGCAUUGCCUCGCUGAAUGUGCGGGCUGCCAUGAAAAUAGGCGGAUGGACAUUAUAUGCUUCUCGUGAAGCCACACUCAAAUCACUAUCUGUCGCUAGAAGCGCAGCAGAACAAGUGUUACUUUUGGCCGGCCGGGACGUUGCAUACAGAACAGAACCCGGCUCGUUAGGCCAUCUUGAAGCAGCAAAUACUCUCCAGUCUGCCAUCCAUCUUCUGCAUUCGGUCCUAUCCAAGGCAUCCUUCGUUGCAUCUUCCGGAUUCUAUCUGACCGAAGCCAUCAUGAAUUCUGCUUCUGGGGUUGCGAUCCAUGGACUUGCCGUCCUGAAUGCUCUGUUCGGCAACACAGAAACGUCGAAAGCCGUUGCAGCAGUAAUAACGCUACUCAGCACCGAGCUCAACCGACCACAAGGUGAGCAUGUGGCGUCGUACUGGGAUCUCUUCUCUGGACUCGUCGGUUUUGUGCUACUUCAGCGAUGGGGCCGCCGGAAAACCAUGCUCGACUUUCGCAACGAGGGUGGAGAGCAUACAAUAUGGGACACCGUCAUUGAUGAUCGCGGCUUCCGAGCGGAUGUCGUCGGGACCCGGCGUCAGGAGACGGUCACACUGCGCCCUGGACAUAACCAGCCUGCACAUUCCUUCGUUUCGCCUGCUGACGAUGACAACCCAGAGGCUGUCUUCGAAGCGCUAGAGCGCGGCACACUGUUCGAUGCUGGUCAGACGCUGGAGUUGACUGCUGAGGAUCAAGCUCGUCUAUCCGACCAGGAAUUGAGAGACCAGAUUGUCAGACAGCUCCCUCCGGGGGCAAGAGCAGUCGUGACCACCGAGACGUUCACCGCUAAGACGAUCAAAGUCGAGAUCUACGAUGCUGAUGCCACCAACAUUGAGGCACCUCCUGGAACGAUCAUGCCCGAGAUCUCCGACAACGACGAGGACACUGUCAUGAUGCGUGAUAUCUCGAAGCCAACCCCACCACCAAAGGACAGUAGUAGAGCCCUUCAAACUACCGAUAGCAGCUCAGGACAGAGCGACCGUCGGCAACGAACAAGUGUGCUGAAGAAACGCGAUCCAGUUGCCAACCAGAAGAAGAGCAGGAAGCCUGCCUUCAAUUUAUCGACGUCUACAGACGACACCACUCCAGCUGGUCCAUCUACCUCAAAACAUGUUCGGCAUAGCGUUCCAAUAGACAAGCAAGACAAGGAAGGUAAAAUCCGCAAAGCAAUGAGGAACCUCAGUCCCACUUCCUCGUUCGCAGCAAUUCGCGACGCACCAAGCCUGCUCCCACGGCGACGGUCUGCUGAACCAAAACAGCUGCCGACGCUUGCGAGGCUGACCACGAUCGGAAACGACGCCGGUCAGCCUAGAGUGUACCCGCCGAUCCAGGGCAUGAGUGCACACAGCAGUGGCCCGACUCCCUUCGGUAGUCCAGGUCAGGUCGCCUCACCUGGUCAAAUUGCAGCUAGUAGCUACUUCGUGCGAGAGACCAGGCGGAACUCGAUUGUGUCGCAGACUGACACGUACUCGAUACACUCCGGGGGUGAUAGUCGAGCUGGGUCCCGAGCGGCUUCACCAACAUUCUCUCGAACGCACUCUCGGACCGUGAACAGCAUAUCCCACAGCCAAUCAGAAACGGGCGCCUCAUUGAGAGCAUCAGAUGGCCACAGCACCGUCCACCAUCAGCGGACAAGGUCGUUUCAGCCCAGCUUGUACUCGAUGGGCAGCAAGCAUUCUGGCGAAGCCGUUGUUCUAGCUCCCAAAAUGCCAGUACCUAGAAAGUCGAUCUAUGAGGACUCGAAUGUGGUAGAUGCCUUGGUUCGCGACGGUAAAGUGCCAGGCACGUUCCCUGAUCAACAUCUUGUCCGAAGCAUUCGGCGAUUUGCUCGUUUCGCAACGGCUUCUUAUGGAUCAGGUUUUCUACACGUCAUGGGUCUGAACAAUGUAGGAGAGAAUCUGAGCAAGUCAACCGAUCUAGUCACUAUGGACGUGCACCAGGAACACAGCUCGUUCUCCGAGCACACCGGGCUACCAGCAAGUACCAUAAUCCUCUCGUCAUUCUAUGACCCCCAGGGCGUCAUCAACAGCACCGAAUGGUCCUCCGCGGCCAUCUCGCCUCUCAUACACUUCGUGUCACUCGACGAGAAGUCCAAAGCAGUCGUACUAAGCGUCCGUGGAACCCUCGGCUUCGAAGAGUCUUGA
Messenger RNA from Cyphellophora attinorum, 2346 nucleotides. RefSeq lists its product as uncharacterized. The transcript has 2 exons. Lineage: Eukaryota; Fungi; Ascomycota; Eurotiomycetes; Chaetothyriales; Cyphellophoraceae. Bases 1 to 2346 code for a protein of 781 amino acids. The record is from RefSeq and is a predicted model, not a curated record.